AUCUGCAAUUACCCUAAAAUAAAUUUCGAGACCAUCCUCCUCUGCAUCCUCGAGGGUGAAAAGCUGCUGCAGCUGAAUCGAAAUUUUCUUGCUUUCACCGAUUAAUUCAUAUACUCCUCUGAGCAUUUUUGAGCUGGGAAAAUGAGCAUGAGCAGUCUAUUGCACCCAUUUACAAUCACAAACCCUAACCCUAGCUUCCCCAACACCACCACCAGUAGAGUGGUGGCUGUGCCGCCGCCGUGUUUGCACUUGAGAUGCUCACAAGCUCCUUAUAAGCUCCCUUUAUGCCGGCCCUUUUCCUCAAAACGCUUCCUUUCUCCUCUUUUGGCUGCUUCUCAUCAAGAAUCGAACCCUUCAGAAGCUGAAGACUCCAAGGAGAAAAGUGGUGUCAAUGAGGAGGCUAAUGAAUCGGAGGAAGCCUGGAAGCAGACGUUAGCCUUGUUUAAGGAGAAAGCAUUAGUGAUGCAGAGUGUUUCACAAGAAGCAUAUGAACAGUAUUCUAAGAAAGCAGCAGUUGUUUUCAAAGAAGCUUCUGAGCAGUUAAAGAUUCAAGCAGAAAAGGCAAAGCAAGAUUUAAGUGUGAUUGCCAAGGAAGUAAGUGAAGAGGGUAAAGAAUAUCUGUCCAAAGCUGCUGAGAAUCCUUCAGUAAAAGAUGUCGUAGAAACAUUUGCUUCUUCAACUGAGGAUUUGGAUGAAAUUUCAGAAGUACGUGACUUUUAUCUUGGAAUACCAUAUGGACUGCUACUUUCUGUUGGUGGUUUUCUUUCAUUCAUGGUUACUGGUAGCAUUCCUGCCAUUAGGUUCGGGAUUAUCCUUGGAGGUGCUCUUUUGGCAUUGAGUAUUUCAAGUUUUCAAUCUUGGAAAAGAGGAGAAUCUUCAUCUACAGCCUUGAAAGGACAAGCAGCAAUUGCAACUAUAUUAUUUCUUAGGGACAUACGCAUUGUACUUGUGAGGUCAUCGCUUGCCAACCUUUUGACAGCCUUCAUUAGUGGUGCUAUGGUAGCUUUCUAUAUUUAUAGAAUCAUAUUGGAAGGCAAGCACACAGGGGAAUCGAAUUCGGAACCUGUAAAACAAAGUUAAUGCUUUGACAUAGCUCUGGGAGAAGUUAAAUUUCGGAUCCAGGAACCAACAUCUCCUUGUUCGUUUUAUAGAGUGGGAAGCUUUGAUUCGGUUAUUAUACUCUUCGUUCCUGAAGAUCGAAUACUAAAUUCAAUAAUAGAACUUCAGAAGUGAUUAUGCACAUUGCUCCCUAGUAUAGGAUGUUCACCAGUUGCAUUUCAUUUCUUGCUUUUAGUGCUUGUACAAUCUUUGUUGUAACCAUGACCUUUUGUCAACCUUCAAUUAAUGGCGGUGCCAGGGGUGUUCAGCAGUGUGUAAUAUUGGCAGUAUGGCCUGUACUGGCUGGAUGAGUUGAAUGCUUUGGAAACCUUGGUGUAUUGGAAUUUUUGUGCAAAGACGAAUGAUCCAUCUACCUAUAUAUGCACAUAUGCCUCUUUUUUUUUU
Daucus carota subsp. sativus is the source of this 1503-nucleotide messenger RNA. RefSeq names its product protein FATTY ACID EXPORT 3, chloroplastic. Gene Ontology annotation, molecular function: fatty acid transmembrane transporter activity. Gene Ontology annotation, biological process: fatty acid transport. NCBI's taxonomy places the organism in Eukaryota, Viridiplantae, Streptophyta, Magnoliopsida, Apiales, Apiaceae. The transcript has 7 exons. Bases 142 to 1080 code for a protein of 312 amino acids. Gene Ontology annotation, cellular component: chloroplast inner membrane. The record is from RefSeq and is a predicted model, not a curated record.